CACACCUUUAUUGAUCAUUCCUUUCUUACUAUUUCUUCCUCAUCCUCAUCCCCAUCUCUUUUCCUUGUUCCCAGACUCGCCCGUCGUAACGUCCCGCUGGUCGCUUUCUCCGCUUAUAUCCCCCUGUCUCUGUUUCCCUGGCUCUGUUUCUAACACUAACGCGGAGCCAAAGCGCCUUUGCCUUUCACGCCUCAUUUAUUUCACAUCAUUUUUUACCCACCUUCAACCUCCACCUCCGCUCUCAGUCACCUUUUCGCUUCUCUCUCUCUCUCUCUCUCUCUCUCUCUCUCUCUCGCCCUCAAUUGCUUUCAUAUCGUCUCUCUUACCUCUACUCCUUCGUUUUAUCCUAGUCCUCCAAUUAUGUCUUCUACGUACGGGUCUUCACCGCCCUCUGCUCCAUCCUUCUCAACUCUCUCGACCGGUCGCCAAGGGUCCCUUCAAGAGAGCGCUGCCUCCCAAGAACCUAGCCCAAGAUCGAAACACCUUUCCCAGCCCUACAACAUGCAGUCCAUCAGUACAGAAAGCCUGCCUGCCCUCUUUGGCGCCUCUUCCUUACGACGCACUAACUCUAGCGUUGUCACAAAGACGCGAGCAAGCAGAGGCACUUCCCCAGCACCACCUGCCAAUGAACACCAGGUCUCGACUAUAUCCUUGACCUCAUCCCCGACAGCGGCUUCUUCACAGUCAAGGUCGAAAAGGACAGGGACAGGGACAGAAACAGGAACAGGAACAGGAACAGGAACAGCAACAGGAACAGCAACUGUAGCAACAGCAAUAAUCCCUGGUUCUACUACGCCCACAAGACGACCACCGAUCCAUACCAUUCCAGAGAACUUUGAGCUGGAUGGGGGCCACAACCGGAGAUCGAGCAGUUGGGAUAUCAUGGAUAUGAUAGCAAUUGAUCAGCUCCGGCAAUGGAUGGUGUGCUUUUGUGUCGUCAACUUUGAUCUCGAAAAAGGCCAAGCCAUCGAGUCCGUCUAUCCGCCCUCGGAUUUCACACCGGAGGAGAGCAAGAAUAUUUGCUUCUCCUCCUUCCCGGAUUCAAACACCUUCGAUGUUGGCGAUAUCGUCUUCAAUUUUCGCAUCCGAUCAACUACCGCUGGGAGAGCUGCCACUGGCCCGACUACGGAUGCUGGUUUUUUAUAUGGAUAUGUCUUCUUCAGGCAAAAGCAGGAUCCUUCUAUUAGAAGAGGGUAUUUCCAAAAGUCUGUCGUCCUCCUCUCACAGCACCCAUUCAUCGGAUUCUUCUCAAAACUGGUCUCUGUCCUGGGACCUGCCUAUUUCGAGGUCGGCAAGCCCAUGCUCGAGGCUGCCUUUCACAACAUGGCCACAUGGAGACCCCCUGUAACGGACAGUCUCAUGGAGUUGCCCUUCAUGGGUACACUUUACCAAGUACAGCUCGCCAAACCACACCAGCCUCAGCUACUCGAAACAGCGCCCUUUGAAAUAGCAACCUUCCAGCCCGAUACCCACAUCUUAUCAUCUGUUCCAAUGAAUGGCGGACUGUACAAGCACUUUCAGGACCUUGUCCCCGACCUGUGGCUGUGCUGGGAACUGAUGACUCUUGCAGAGCCCAUUAUGCUGAUUGGAACGUCUCCUGAAGUUUGCAGUGAAUCUGUCGCCUCGUUGGUUGACCUCAUUAAUCCCAUUCCAUACUGCGGAGACUAUCGGCCAUACUUUACAAUCCAGGACACGGAUUUCAAAUCAUUCUGCAACAAGUCAUCGCCACCGAGCAGCAUUGUACUUGGAGUCACAAAUCCAUUUUUCGCCAAGACGCUGGAGCAUUGGCCACAUAUCAUCAAGAUAGGCAAACCUAUGAACAGGAGGCCAAAUAACAGAUUGAUGAACGAUGGGUCAGUAGGGAAGGCAGUAAGAAGUCCAAGGCAUGCCAAACCGAGUUCUCUGGAAUUUGUGCAGGGCGUGGUUAGCAAACGCAAAGGAGCGAUUGCCAAAGACACCAAUCUUUUGUGCAUGUUAGCGGAAGCGACCGCGAACCGAUCCUCGCCUGAUUAUCUGCUGGAUAAUAUCCUGCGCAAGCAUUUUGCGACACUCACGGAAAAGUUCUUGGUGCCUCUCAACCGAUAUUUCGCCACUUUGGUGCCCAACGACAUCUCAUUGUCAUCCACAUCUCAGUACCCAUAUAUCGAACCUUUCAAGCAACAGACAUUCCUCAAGUUUCUGUCUAAGAAUCCGCCCGCCAUCACCUUCAAAACGUCGACAUUUAAAUCCAACUCGGAAGCAUGCCAGAGCUUCUACAAGGAUUUUCUCAAAUGCGGCAACUUUGCGACAUGGCUGCGAUUGCGCACCAUCGCGGCCCAGAACGAACUCAGGAAGCGCUACCUGGAGAUUCUCAGCUUGGGCGACGUCGUUGGAUGGGUCAAGGGGAGAAAUGAAGUUGAACUUGUGGACUUGCUGGUCAGGAUGAGGGAAGAACUGGGCAGCUCAGCCAAUAAGGGCGACUUGCUCAGUCUCGGAUCAAAGGCACGUACUCGACCUGGCCUCUCUAGAGAGGGAUCGCAUACUUCCACCGAUGCUGGGCCAGAUUCACUGCUAGACUAUGGGAAUGGUAACUCCUGGUCAGGAGAUCUGAUAGCUAGCCAUAAGCAUUCUGUCAACGGCCGCCAUAGUAGGAGCGGAAGCCAAAGUGGAGCAGCGAGUCACAGCGGCAGUGGCAGUGGCAGUAACAGCGAUGCGGAGCCCAGGACUAUGACACCGCCACCAGAUGUCUCGCAGGACAGUCGACCAAAGCCCUCUCCUUCGACUCCUGUGCCAUCUAACAAACAGCUCAAUCCAAGCAGCAUGAAUGGCGCUAGCGGCUCUAUUGGGUCUACGACUAUCCCUUCUCAGCGCCAUCCAGAGUCAGGUGGCCAGGUUUCGAACACCCCCUCCCCCAGUUCCAACUCGUCAAGAGCGGCCACACCCUCUCGGUCAUCAUCGUCCUCGUCACUGAACACAGGCUGGAACGAUAACAGAGGCCGGGAUACAGAUGUGCAAGGACCGAAGGGUGCACGAGAAUCACGAGAGUCAAGUCCAGAGCGACAACGACGGCGAUAUGCGCCAGAGGCGAGUGCAAUCAAAGCAACGAUGAAGCAGAAGGAGCAGCUGCGGGAUCAGAUCCGUCUCUUGAUCGAGGCCCUGCCCGUCGAUCUACGGGAAUCACUGCUGGCAAACGAGGCCAAGAAGAAAUCGAUGACUAUGAUGUCGCAAGGAGACAAUGCUCGCGAUCGCCUCUACCCGACCCUGUAGAGACUCUACUUGUACAUAUAUCUUAUCGUACCUAUUGCGAACUAAAAUAAUAAAUAAUCGUUUGUUGAUAUCAUUGUUGAGGAUGGC
Gamsiella multidivaricata is the source of this 3333-nucleotide messenger RNA. RefSeq lists its product as uncharacterized. The transcript has 8 exons. The record is from RefSeq and is a predicted model, not a curated record. Gene Ontology annotation, cellular component: recycling endosome. Lineage: Eukaryota; Fungi; Mortierellomycota; Mortierellomycetes; Mortierellales; Mortierellaceae. Gene Ontology annotation, molecular function: guanyl-nucleotide exchange factor activity. Bases 361 to 3246 code for a protein of 961 amino acids.